CUCUAAUGAAUAGGGAAGCAUAUGAUAGAGGAAAUAGAACGUCACAAAAGAACAAUGAAACCACGUGUAUUGGUUACAAGUAACGAUGUACCAACAGCUGGCAUAGAUCUUUUGCGGACAAAAUGCGAUGUCACAAUCAUUCAGACGGCUAUGCCUAAUCGGGAAGAUGUAUUGCAAGUUCUUCCUGGUCAUGAUGCUAUCUUUGUUGCUGGGCAUAUCGUUAUAAAUAGCGAUUUUCUUAAUAAUGCAGGAUCGUCUCUAAAAGUCGUCUCAACAAUGUCAGCCGGCUAUGACCAUUUGGAUGUUCCCGAAAUUAAAAGAAGAGGUAUCAAAGUCGGUCAUACUCCUAUGGUUUUAUCAGCUGCAGUUGCAGAAAUUGCAGUACUUCUGACAUUAAAUGCAGCAAGACGAACUCAUGAAGGACGUCUAAAACUUGAACAAGGACAAGUGGCAAGAUCUUUGCAAUGGUUACUUGGUCAAGAGUUAAGAGGAUCAACAGUUGGCAUUGUUGGUUUGGGCAAUAUUGGACAAGCUAUUGUUAAACGACUGAAAGGGUUCGAUGUAGAUCGUUUCGUUUAUACCGGACAUUCUCGUAAAAAAGCAGGGGAUGAACUUGGAGCGCAUUAUGUGUCUCUUGAUGACCUUCUUGCACAAAGUGAUUUCGUAAUUGUUGCUGUCCCCCUAAAUAAUGAAACCAGAGGAUUGUUUAACGAUGAUACUUUUAGUAAAAUGAAAAGAAACGCGGUAUUUGUAAACAUUGCCCGUGGGCAAAUCGUAAAGACAGAUGCCUUGAUUAGAGCAUUGCGUAAUAACACAAUUUUUGCGGCGGGUCUUGAUGUUACGGAUCCUGAACCACUGCCUCCCGAUCACGAACUUCUUAAACUUCCCAAUGCUGUGGUCAUACCUCAUUUGGGCAGUGCUACUACGAAGACACGAAAUGAUAUGUCUCUUACUGCAGCACAAAACAUUCUCAAUGGAUUAGAGGGUAAGCCACUGAUAUAUGAAUUGUAACUAAUAUGUUCUAUUGCAUGUAUGAAGUAUAAACUUUUAUUACAUAA
Bombus pyrosoma is the source of this 1058-nucleotide messenger RNA. RefSeq names its product glyoxylate reductase/hydroxypyruvate reductase-like. The transcript is spliced from 7 exons. Gene Ontology annotation, molecular function: glyoxylate reductase (NADPH) activity; hydroxypyruvate reductase (NADH) activity; hydroxypyruvate reductase [NAD(P)H] activity. Gene Ontology annotation, cellular component: cytosol. The record is from RefSeq and is a predicted model, not a curated record. The coding region runs from base 22 to 1011 and encodes 329 amino acids. Lineage: Eukaryota; Metazoa; Arthropoda; Insecta; Hymenoptera; Apidae.